UUCUCAUCACAAAAUCAUCCUGGUACAACAGCUAUGAAGAUCCUACUGCUUACCACCUUCGUGGCCUUAGCCACCGCUGACGUGUCCCACUUGCUCAACCAGCAACCUGGCUAUGCUUACCAAACUCCCCUGUCGAGCUAUGGAGCACCCCAGGCCUCAGUCCUUGGUGGAGCUUCCAAUGCUGUAUCGUACAGCUCCGGAGGCAGCCUUGCUCUACCAGCCGCUUCAGCAGGAAACUUCAAUGGACAAUCAUUGAGCUUCACCUCUGGCUUUCCGUCCAACGUUGGUGAUGGCUUGACUGUCCAAAGCUACAGCAACGUACCCGCUGGUGUGGCCGUGUCUUCUACAGCCUCGCCACUGAAUGUCGAUUUCUCUGGCGGAUUUGUUUCUUCUACCCCUGCUUCAGUACCCUCAGUAAACUUUGUGCAAUACUCGCAGCAGCAACCCGCUCUGGGCAAUGUACAAUACUCAGUAAGCAGUACUGCCGCCCCCGCAUUCGGUGUUUCCCAAUUCGCUAGCGAUGCAUCUUUGAACUCCGGAUUCGGAAGUGCUCUUUCUGGAGGAUCUAGUUUUGGUAGCUCUGGUAGCUUUGGCUCUUCGGUUGUAGAUUCUAGCGCUGCCAAAUUUGGCGGAAUCGGAGGAAGCAUUAGCAGUGGAUUUGGUCUUAGUGGGGGAGUUAGUGGAAGCAGCAGCUACGCAGGCAAAACUUCUGGAGGAAGCCUCGACGAGUCAUUUGGUGUAGUUACUGAUGCUGCCAGUGGUGCUAGCCAGUCAGACGUAUCCAAACAUUUGUAUUUCUUCGCCGCCCCCGAAGAACCCGAAGAAGAAAUCCAAGCUAAAAUUGACCUGCCUCCUGUACCGCCAAAGAAAUCCUACAAAAUCAUCUUCAUCAAGGCUCCAUCAUACCGUCUACCAUCCACCAUCAAUGUACCAGCUCAACCUCAGAACGAAGAGAAGACCCUCGUAUACGUUUUGGUUAAGAAACCAGAAGUACACCCCAAGGUCAGAUACCAAGGAGCACUGCCAGCCAAACCAUCCAAACCUGAAGUAUUCUUCAUUAAAUACAAGACUCAGAAAGAAGCUGAAGCCGCCGUUGCUGACAUUCAAAGCAAGCAUGGUGCUCAAGGCCAAGUUAUUGCUAACUUGCCUGCUGGUGUACAACUCGCCAGUCAGCAAGCUGAAGCUAUUGCCGCCAAUGCUGCUGCCGUAGCUACCGGUGAAUCUGCCGGCAGUUUCGGAGGCAUUUCCGCUGCUGAUUUUGGAUCAAACGCUGCUGCUAAUUUUGGUUCAAGCGCUGGUAUUGACAGCUCAUCAGUGUCUGUGGGAUCAACCGGUGCUGGAUUCGAGACUAGAUUCUCUGGUAAUGCCGCACAAGGAAGCCAAGGCGUAUCUGAGACCACUAGCUUCCAACUUAAUAUUCCCGUAAGCUCCACUGCUAAUACCAUUGUUGAAGGUAGCUCUGGUGCUGGUGCCUCUGGUGUCGAGGAGUCUUCUUAUCAAUCUGAAGGAUCCGUAGCUGAACAAAGCAACGAAGUUUCCGGAUCCGCAGGUGCCGAAGAACAUGUAGUAAACAUUGGUGGUGCUGCCUCUAUCAAUGCCAGUGGUGUGGAAGGACAUGUUGCUGCCGAUGAAAGUGGAAACCAAAGCGAGAGCCACAACGCUCAAGUUGGUUUUUCUACAUACGGCGUUCCUAGCGUGUAAUUGGGACUUUUAAAACUUAGUAUGUAGGAUUCCAUCAUAGUCAUAUUAUUGUCAAAAUACCAUAAUAGUCCAAGCAUUCUUUCAAUUAGCUGAGGUUUUGAGCACUGCCAUUUUGAAUCUACAGAGUUAUUGAGAGGCUAUUUUGAUGCAAAAACGCAUUUUUAAACUGGGAAGUAUUGAUAUUUUGAUGCUCAAUAAUUAAAUGAUAUUUAACUCAGGAUGUGAUUUUGUAAAAUAAUUUUAAAUAAACAUACUUGUAAAUAUUAUGUGCAAUAAAAUAAUGAUUUUUGAAAAAA
Molecule: messenger RNA, 1997 nt
Organism: Anthonomus grandis grandis
Lineage: Eukaryota; Metazoa; Arthropoda; Insecta; Coleoptera; Curculionidae
Exons: 2
Coding region: 34-1701 (555 amino acids)
Source: RefSeq, a predicted model, not a curated record